Molecule: messenger RNA, 870 nt
Organism: Gracilinanus agilis (Agile Gracile Mouse Opossum)
Lineage: Eukaryota; Metazoa; Chordata; Mammalia; Didelphimorphia; Didelphidae
Gene: FRRS1L
Product: ferric chelate reductase 1 like
Exons: 5
Coding region: 1-870 (289 amino acids)
Biological process (GO): regulation of glutamate receptor signaling pathway
Source: RefSeq, a predicted model, not a curated record
AUGCUCCAACUGCCCCUGCUUCCCCUUCUGCACUGCCUCGGCUGCAGCGCCUGGCUGUUGCUGCUGGCGGGGCCCAUAGCCUCGUCGGCCAGCCCAGCCGACGACAGCGCCAGGAGAGGGGACUCCUCAUCCUCGGGGAGCGACGAGGUGCAGCGCCAGCCGCACGAUUCGUCGUACGGCACCUUCGCCAGCGAGUUCUAUGACCUUCGCUACCUGUCCGAGGAGGGUUAUCCCUUCCCUACUGCUCCUCCUGUGGACCCAUUUGCCAAAAUCAAAGUGGAUGACUGUGGAAAGACUAAGGGGUGCUUUAGGUAUGGGAAACCAGGAUGUACUGCAGAAACCUGUGAUUAUUUCCUUAGUUACCGCAUGAUAGGAGCUGAUGUAGAAUUUGAACUAAGUGCUGACACUGAUGGUUGGGUAGCAGUUGGAUUUUCCUCAGACAAGAAAAUGGGUGGUGAUGAUGUCAUGGCCUGUGUUCACGAUGAUAAUGGCAGGGUCCGAAUACAACACUUUUACAAUGUUGGCCAGUGGGCGAAAGAGAUCCAGAGAAACCCUGCCAGAGAUGAGGAAGGUAUCUUCGAAAAUAAUCGUGUGACCUGCAGAUUUAAACGUCCUGUGAAUGUUCCCAGAGAUGAAACAAUUGUGGAUCUUCAUUUGAGCUGGUAUUACUUAUUUGCUUGGGGACCAGCAAUCCAAGGAUCUAUAACUCGGCAUGACAUAGAUUCACCACCUACAUCAGAGCGCGUUGUCAGUAUUUACAAGUAUGAAGACAUUUUUAUGCCAUCAGCUGCCUAUCAAACCUUCUCUUCUCCAUUCUGCUUGCUUCUUAUUGUUGCACUGACCUUUUAUUUAUUGAUGGGAACCCCAUAA